CCUCCUUCUUCCGGUCUGCCCCUCUCGUUGCUGCUUCAGUCGUUAUACCACACGUUAGCAAGAUGAGUGGAGCAAACGGUAAAGCGAAACCUUCCACCGGUGUGAUGGAGUGGGUCAGUUCAGCUUGUCGGUUCGCUACAGACAGAAACGACUUCAGAAGGAACCUUCUGGUGAACCUGGGCUUGUUUGCAGCUGGUGUUUGGGUCGCCAGAAACCUCUCCGAUUUUGACCUGAUGUCCCCUCAGCCCGUGACAUAACCUGGUCAAAAUACAUCCAUCGCCAAAACCAGGAUGAUGGUGUUUUGGACCAACAAAGAAGAAACACCGGACAUGAAUAAAGACCAUGAAACUUUUAUAUGACUACUUUAAAAGCAAAUCAUUGUAUUGACCUGAAUGACCUUCAGUUUUCUGUAGAAUAUUUUUUGUCAUGUCAGAUUAUCUAAAGAGAAACCAGAAAGUG
Epinephelus fuscoguttatus (brown-marbled grouper) is the source of this 459-nucleotide messenger RNA. It is a transcript of the gene tomm6, whose product is annotated as translocase of outer mitochondrial membrane 6 homolog (yeast). Bases 63 to 257 code for a protein of 64 amino acids. The record is from RefSeq and is a predicted model, not a curated record. Gene Ontology annotation, cellular component: mitochondrial outer membrane translocase complex. The transcript is spliced from 3 exons. Lineage: Eukaryota; Metazoa; Chordata; Actinopteri; Perciformes; Serranidae.